Molecule: messenger RNA, 1098 nt
Organism: Cutaneotrichosporon oleaginosum
Lineage: Eukaryota; Fungi; Basidiomycota; Tremellomycetes; Trichosporonales; Trichosporonaceae
Source: RefSeq, a predicted model, not a curated record
CAGUCGUCUACUCACCUGAUCACCUCAUUGCGCUGAUGCUUCGACGACCAUCGUGGGCCAGUCACGACGUCCAAACUCGAUGUCCCAGCUCUCAGGUCGUUACUGAACAGAAUCAUGCACCGCGAGGAUAGAGAAUGGUGUCAGCCUCUGCAAUCAGCAUGCGACUUUGCCUUUGCGGCGUGAUACCAUGGCCCUGGUCACGCCGAGAUGCGCCACGCUCGCAUCGCAACACCUCGCGAUCGCACAUGCGCGCAUCGCGCAUCACAUUCGCCCUCGUCCUCGCCCUCGCCCUCGUACCGUCGCCCAUUGGCAGCGACACGCGACGACCAUCAAACGGGCGACCGCUCCCGCCCGUGCCGCGUGCCAUUACCGCUUGUGUCGUGUCGUGUACCGUGUCACACCCCCGUCAACCGUCAGGCGGACAGUUUCUAGCCCCUUUUUAUGGCCUGGCAGACACGCGAGACAGCUUGCCAAGCCGUGCACAUUGCCACAUCUGCACGGCGGCACCGCCCUCUCAAGUCGAUCAAGUCAAAGUCAGGCCAUCGAGUUUCAUCUGCCACAUGCCAACCUCACACGACCAGCACUGCUUCCGGUGGCUCGGCGAUCGGUGCAUACUCGGCUGCUCAUGCUCAGGCACUCGGGUGAGUGGCGCCGGCCCCUUGGCCCUUCGGGUUCGGCGCUUCCGGAUGGGAUGGACGCAGGUACGCAGGGUCGGAGCAGGGACUAGGCCUCCCUCGACGCGACGCGACGUGAGGGUCUAAUCCGUUGGCCGCAACGGAACAACGGGACGUCGCACAGCCCCUCGCCCUGUUCUUCAGUCGGACAAAGAUCAAUGCGCCAACGGCCAACCGCCAACGGCCAACGCGUCAAUAGGCUGUUGUCAUCCACACCGUGGCCAUUCACCAAUUGACAGCGCCGACAUUCCGGCAGGCGUCGCAACUUUAUUGGCGACAGAAGAUGGCUGGACACGUGAACGCCACGGCCAGAUGAGAUUGCACAGGCACUGAAUCAUGGGCGGGUCGGCGAUGGGGAGCACGCCAGGAGUACUCCGGAUCGCGCUGUGGCCGUCGCUGCCCGCGCCGUAGCGCACAGUUUCAC